This is a messenger RNA of Equus caballus (horse), 2416 nucleotides long. It is a transcript of the gene CSNK1G2, whose product is annotated as casein kinase 1 gamma 2. The record is from RefSeq and is a predicted model, not a curated record. Lineage: Eukaryota; Metazoa; Chordata; Mammalia; Perissodactyla; Equidae. Gene Ontology annotation, cellular component: nucleus; cytoplasm; plasma membrane. Gene Ontology annotation, molecular function: ATP binding; protein serine/threonine kinase activity. Gene Ontology annotation, biological process: peptidyl-serine phosphorylation; endocytosis; signal transduction.
GGCGCCGGAGCCCGAACCGGAGCGCGAGCGGGGCCCGCGGCGGGGGUCGGCGCAGCGCUGCUGAGGGAGCCCGGGCCGCCCAGCCCGGCCGGCCGCCGCCCGCGGGGCCGCGGCCACGGCCACGGCGGAGGCCGAGAGCCGGGAGCCACGAGAUUUGAGGCGGCGGGACCUGUCAGCAGAAUGUGUCCUCCCCCCGCGCACAGCCCCAAGGCCACCGAGAUGAGAGCCGCGGCUUGGCCCUCGCGAGCGCCAGCGUCUCACUAGCCGGGGUCCGCCGGCCGCCAUGGUGUGCUAGCCCUGGAGAGCCACCUGCGAUCUCACGUCUCCACAGACCCGGGAUUUGCACGGCAGCAGAGUCACCGUGGAGAGGCCAGGGUACCACAAACUUAUGGAUUUUGACAAGAAAGGAGGGAAAGGGGAAUCGGAGGAGGGCCGGAGAAUGUCCAAGGCCGGCGGCCGGACCAGCCACGGUGUCCGGACUUCGGGGACCAGCUCAGGGGUCCUGAUGGUGGGCCCCAACUUCCGGGUCGGGAAGAAGAUAGGCUGUGGCAACUUCGGGGAGCUCCGGCUAGGGAAGAAUCUCUAUACAAAUGAAUACGUAGCUAUCAAAUUGGAGCCCAUCAAGUCCCGGGCGCCGCAGCUGCACCUGGAGUACCGCUUCUACAAGCAGCUCAGCGCCGCAGAGGGCGUCCCUCAGGUCUAUUAUUUUGGCCCGUGCGGGAAGUACAACGCCAUGGUGCUGGAGCUGCUCGGGCCCAGCCUGGAGGACCUGUUCGACCUGUGCGACCGCACGUUCACGCUCAAGACGGUGCUCAUGAUCGCCAUCCAGCUGAUCACGCGCAUGGAGUACGUGCACACCAAGAGCCUCAUCUACCGCGAUGUGAAGCCCGAGAACUUCCUGGUGGGCCGGCCGGGCAGCAAGCGGCAGCACGCCAUCCACAUCAUCGACUUCGGCCUGGCCAAGGAGUACAUCGACCCCGAGACCAAGAAGCACAUCCCGUACCGCGAGCACAAGAGCCUCACGGGCACGGCGCGCUACAUGAGCAUCAACACGCACCUGGGCAAGGAGCAGAGCCGCCGCGACGACCUGGAGGCGCUGGGCCACAUGUUCAUGUACUUCCUGCGCGGCAGCCUGCCCUGGCAGGGGCUCAAGGCCGACACGCUCAAGGAGCGCUACCAGAAGAUCGGGGACACCAAGCGGGCCACGCCCAUCGAGGUGCUGUGCGAGAGCUUCCCAGAGGAGAUGGCCACGUACCUGCGCUACGUGCGGCGCCUGGACUUCUUCGAGAAACCGGACUAUGACUACCUGCGCAAGCUCUUCACCGACCUCUUCGACCGCAGCGGCUUCGUGUUCGACUAUGAGUACGACUGGGCCGGGAAGCCCCUGCCGACGCCCAUCGGCACGGUCCACACCGACCUGCCCUCGCAGCCUCAGUCUCGGGACAAAGCCCAGCUACACGGCAAAAACCAGGUGAGGGGCCGGGCCCAGGACCCCGACGGGGGCGGGCGGGGGCCACGUGACUCCAUGUUGCCCCCUGCCCCCCAGGCGCUGAACUCCACCAACGGGGAGCUGAAUGCCGACGACCCCACUGCCGGUCACUCCAACGCACCCAUCACUGCGCCGGCCGAGGUGGAGGUGGCUGACGACACCAAGUGCUGCUGUUUUUUCAAGAGAAGGAAGAGAAAAUCCUUGCAGCGACACAAGUGACGAGGGCGGUCUCUGGACCCUCUGCCGCGGCCCUCAGGGCGCUUGUCACGGCCGUGGCCCAGCGGACGUGGACUGUGGCCGCCGGGCUGCGAGCCCCCGGCCGCCCUUCACAGACUCGGGCCGAGCUUCCCCCCGUGUCUGGCCGCCCCACCGAGAGCACUAACUGUCCGCCCGGAGCGCGCCGGCCGCCGUUGCAGUGAGUAGAGGCGCCGGUGGUGUCAUAAAGUCCAGCUUGUCUCCCUCGAUCCAAAGGCCGUUUUCUCGAGGGGGCGCUGCGGGCGUCGCUGCCGGGGGCGAGCCGCCUGGGCCUCCCUGCGCCAGAGGGCACGGCGGGGUGGGCGGCCCCCAACCAAAAUGCUGCACCAAAGCUUGGGCCGCCGUGGCCCUCGGGCCAGCCGCGCCUGCUCGCCGAGCUGCGCCCAGACCCGCCCCGGGCGGCCCGCUCGACCCGGCCUGGCAGCCCAUGUGGGCUCCUGUGUCCGCUGCGGCGCUGGCCAGCGAGGGGACGGGCGCUCGGCUGGGCCGCAGGCGCAGGGGCGGCACCCAUGGGACUGCGUGCGUCCUGGAGGCCCGGGCGCUGUGCAGGCGGCCGUGCGUCUGGGUCCUGCUUCACCGAGUGUACAGAAUGGCACUUCCGUUUCUCUCAUGCUUCCUGGAAGCCAUAGAACUUAGGGGCUUUUUUAAAAAAAUAAAGGAAAACGAAACCAG